GCAAAUUUGUAAGUGUGAGUAACAUAAACUUAAUGAUGUUGAGAAUGUGUUCGUGAAGUUUGUUUGAAAAAAAUUGUAAAUCUUUAUACUGUAGGGCAGAAAAGAAAAUUUAAUUAAUCAAUUAGAGGAUCAUUGUUCGUAGUUUUGAGUUGCAGCAAUGUCGACAUUGGAAGAUAAGAUUAUGGGCGAAAAGCUGCAGUAUUAUUGCAGUAGCUCAGAAGAUGAAAAAGAAGGAUCAGGCGAUGAAGGAGACGAUGAUUGUGAAGGAGCUAAAGGAAAAGCCUCUGUGUCUCAACCAGCUCCAGAUUUAACACAAGAUAUGACUCAUUGGCAAGGAAAUAGUGCCAACACUGGACCAAAAGGUGUUAUUAAAGAUUGGCAGAGAUUUAAGCAGCUUGAGAAUGAAAAGAGACAAGAUCAAGAGCGUGAGAGACUUGAAUUGAUGAAAAAGUUAAGCAUUACUGCAAAAACAACACUUGAAGAUCAAAAAGCGAAAGAGCGGGACGAGCUUGAUGCUGAACUGGAAGAACUACUGAACGAUGAUUUUCUACAAGAAUUCCAAAAACGUCGAAUGCAAGAAAUGCUUGCAAUGCCUGGAAUGCUUCCUAAAUUUGGAACCGUAAUUUCACUGAAAAAUGGUGAAGAAUUCCUGCAAUCCAUCGAUGGAGAAAACAAAAACGUCACCGUCAUCAUUCAUAUUUACGAGGAGAGGUUCAAAGCAUGCAAAACCAUGAACAAAUGCAUAGCGAAGCUUGCACAAGAAUACACAACUGUGAAAUUUUGUAAGAUUCUGAGUGUCGUUGCUGGUCUUAGCAAAAAGUUCAAAACCGUAGCCCUUCCAACGAUUCUUGUUUAUAAGAAUGGUCAAGUAAUUGGAAAUUUCAUAAGAAUGAGUGAAGAGUUUGGUGACGAAUUUUAUGCUUCCGAUGUUGAGAGCUACUUAAUCGAACAUGCUCUCUUGCCUGACAAAUCACUUAUGCCUGCAAUUACAUCCAGCUCCACUGCCCAAGAUGACAAUGAUGAAUAACUUUUUAUACUCGUAAAUUUCAUGAUUGUAUCAGAACAAUUUAAUUAAUUACAGUUUUAAUUUGAUGCACUCGCAUCAGUUUCCCAUCGCAUUUCAUUCACCCUCAUGUUUGAAGUAUUACAUUACUAACACUAUAUCAUUUUAAUUAAAACUUAUUAAGACGCAUUAAUGUAAACAACAUCAGCAUAGCAUCGUAAAUCAGCAAUAAAGUUUUCUUUCUUUUCUAAUUCCAUGAAGAAAAAAACACCAGA
Molecule: messenger RNA, 1278 nt
Organism: Clunio marinus
Lineage: Eukaryota; Metazoa; Arthropoda; Insecta; Diptera; Chironomidae
Source: the annotation of a GenBank genome assembly